GCAUGAAGAUGGCCCACAGACCUCCUCAUGAGUACUUAGGCAACCAGCGAUUUGCGGGAGAGCUGAUGCCAACCCAAAGUUGUUGUUGGCAGCAUCAUUAUCUCCGAAGAUUUCGUUGUUUGGUUGUUGUGAUAGUACCGGGGUGAUAGCACACUCCAGCAAGAAGCAAGAAUCAUGCAAAGUCCCUCCAUGUUAGGAAAGGACUACGAAGUUAUGCGGAUUCCCUCGUUGGUGGAGAGUGGAUACGAGGUAGUCGACACAGCAACGAUGUCGCUUUCGCAGAGAAUGAUUGCAUGUCUCGACAACGACAAGAUGUCCGAUUUGCACCUCAUUGGCGAAGACGGGGUCAAGGUCCCUGCAUGCAAGUUUGUUCUAGGCAGUGCUAGUGCGAACCUGCAGACCCUUCUCUACAAUGGACAAGAGAAGUCGACUGUAAAUGUUCCCAAUUGCCGCUCCAAGACUUUGCGGGCUCUUGUGGAAUUCUCCUGCUCUGACAUGCUGAACACUACUAUUUGGAGUGACACCGAACCUGUGGAGAUCGUUGAAGACAUGAUUGCCCUCGCAAAGCUAGCUGAACAAUACACCCUGCCAAACUUGAAGCAGCAGGUGUCCGACGUCUUAGCUCCUUGCCUCGAGCAGCUGCCAUCGCUUGCAUGUGUGGCGUACAACCUGGUGGAUUCGAAAACGACUUUGGAGCUCCAUGCAGCCUCGUUGGAAGUUCUACGAAAAAAGCCAUACCAGGCCUUUGUCAAGGGCCCUGGAGGAGAAAUCGGAGGCAUCGCCUGCUUGAGCCCAGACAAGCUCGAUACCAUUUUCCGUGAUGAUGGAGUCAACGCCGAGGAGAUCUUUCUGUUCCAAUGCCUACAAGAAUGGAAGCUUGCCAACCAGGAAACCUAUUCAAACACCAACCAAAUCUGUCGUCUGGUUGCACAACAUCUGGACUUUUCUGCCAUGCAUGCUUCAGACAUUGAAGACAUCGUUUUGCCGUCAGGAAUUGUCGACUCUGGCAGUCUUGUUACUGGUCUGAUGACCCUUGCCAAGGCCGCAGAGAAGAAGGGCGUCUCGCUACGAUCUUCUCGAAGAAAGCAAGCAAGGAGCCAAAAGACUUCUGAGGCCAGUGUUAAAUCCGGCGGAACCAAGGGAGGUCGUGGACGUCGGUUCAAGAAACCCGAAACACCAUCGGUGGACUCGUAUCCGACAGCUUCGUCGUACCAUGAUGAAACAAGAGACGAGCCAGCCGCGGCCCCAGUUCGGGCUCCGACACCAGAAGUGGUAACAAAGCCACCCCUGCCCCCAACGCCUUCAAGUCACAGCAAGACGAUUCGAAGCCUCGGGGUGGCGCUCCGCGGACCGGCCAAAGCGUUCAAGUCAAGGGCCAAGUUCUUGGGAAACUUGACCUCGCUGCGAAGCAACAGUGUAAAGGAGGCUCCAUCAGAGGCCGAAACAGCCUCGGUGGUUGCACCAACGAAGUCUCCAUCCAAGACAAGUGCACCCGCAGAGGUAUCAGUUUCUGAUGUUUCAGCAGGAACUGGAACUGAGGAUAAGUCUGUUGAUGGAGAACAGCGGGUGAAAGAAUGCAUUUCUUCUGAGUAAUAUCACGGAGACGGAUGCAAAAAACAACUAUGGGUGCCUGCCUACCAAUAAUGCGCAGAAUUCACUGGCCGGAGGCUGGCUGCUUCCUUCCUUCCAGUAUUUACGCUUCAAGAGAGUCUUGAGUAUCCACUUUAUGUUUCCUGUUCAGGUCCAUGAAAACUACAGGCGCGCUACUCCUACAUCCAAACAUCAAGCAUCGCUCGUCCAGAACGCCAUUGACACCUUGGCACCAACCAGUAGCAGUCUAACACAUGCAUGUAAAACCAAACUUUUAUGAUAGCUAAGAACCUUGACUAACUGGUAGCUGCAGUCGUGGGC
This is a messenger RNA of Seminavis robusta, 1911 nucleotides long. The record is from the annotation of a GenBank genome assembly. Lineage: Eukaryota; Bacillariophyta; Bacillariophyceae; Naviculales; Naviculaceae.